CCCUCACCGGCACUGUCGUCUCCGACUCGGGAAUCGUCGUCUCCGGCUCGGGAAUCAUCUUCUCCGACUCGGGAAUCGUCGUCUCCGGCUCGGGAAUCAUCUUCUCCGACUCGGGAAUCGAAGUCUCCGGCUCGGGAAUCAUCUUCUCCGGCUCGCUAAUCGUCUUCUCCGGCUCGCUAAUCAUCUUCUCCGGCUAUCUAAUCAUCAGCGUCACACUCUCUACUCUCAAAAUCGGAUAGAAACAAGAUGGGAGAUUCAGUACCUCUAAAACUAGCACUGCCAGAGCUGAAGUAUCCUAUUGGUUCACAGCCAAAAGAAAAGUCAGCAAUCAACCAAUACUCUGGUUCAGAUUAUAUCUCUAUUGUCAAAAGCAUCCUAAAACCAGAUGAGAUGAUAAGAGUCCGAGGAUCAUUUCUGGGACCUGUAAUGAAGCUCAGUGAGAGAGGAUUGAAGUUAUCAGCAAAGAUAGUCUACGCCAUUCUCACUAGAAGCAUCGUUUCUGUCAAGGAGAAUGAAGCCUGGUUCCAUUUCGGUGCGCAGCCAAUGAGGUUCUCUAUAAGAGAAUUUCAUAUGAUGACAGGCUUGAAAUGUAGUGGUGCAUUAGAAGGACCACGAAGGGAAACCGAGAGAUUUAAUUGGGAAUUGCUAAAGGGGCGUAGUCAUAAGUUAAGUGACGUGGUGGACCAGCUCAGAAACACAAGAGAAGAUGCUUCUGAGGAGAGAAUAUGCCUCGCAAUGCUCAUCCUGGUAGAGAGCAUAUUAUUGCGGAAGAGCAAAGGAGGGAGUUUUCCUUUGGAAUAUGCGAAAAAUGCACAGGAUAUGACAUAUCCAUGGGGAAAAGAGGCUUACAUUGUGCUCCUGAAGUCAAUUCAAAACGCUGUCGCGAAUCAUUUGGAGAAUAAAUCCAAAUUUGAGUUGCAAGGUUAUCCUCUAGUAUUCCUUCUUUGGAUACUAGAGUCGAUUCCUUUGCUAAGGAAUAAGUUCAGUAAGUGUGUACCAACAGUUGAGGUUCCUGGGCCGACUUACUUGUGUGAAAAAUACACUGAGAUAGAGAAUCCAUCACUUGAUAGGGUUUUACAGGUUGAAGCUGAUACAAAGCUGAAGGUCCAUUGCAUACUACCUUCUAUUCCUCAUGAUCCAGAAGAUGAUAUCUCCAUUGAAGACAAAUAUAGUGACGAGUUGGAAACAGUGAAAGAUGUAACAAAGAAAGGGUACAAGAUUACAGCCGAUGACUGGGAAAAUAGGUGUGUAGACACAUUUGACACAUUGGAUGCUCUUAUUCAAAUGAUGGCAAAUAAGGAGACUGGCCAAGCUUCUACUCCGAUUGAUGAGGAUUCAGUAAAUGAAAAAGUGAACAGGAUCAUCACGGUAAUGGAGGAGAAUCUGAAGAGCAUGAAGGAUCGAAUGUCAUUACUGGAAGAAGAAAACAUACAUCUUAGAGCUCGUGUGUCAGAGUUGGAAGGAAACAGCAAUGUUUUUCCCACUAACGUGACACAAAAGCGAUCCAGUGGGACACCUUUAUCUCCAAUGUCUCACACGCAACCAUCGAGUGAGACACCUUUAUCUCCAAUGUCUCAACAGCCUAAUUUGACACAUGAGGAGACAAUGAUUGAAUCAGCUGCAUCUCCAAAGUCUCAACAAAAUGAGGAUUACACGCAAUCAUCGAGUGAGACGCCUUUAUCUCCAAUGUCUCAACAGCCUAAUUUGACAAAUGAGGACACAAUGAAUGAAUCAGAUGAUGAAACUCCUGCCCUUGAUACUCAAGUAUUCUCUCCUAAUCUGACAAAAGAGAAAGAAACAGAAACGUCUACCGGUGAGAGGCCAUCCAAUCCUAAUCAAGAUGGAAAACCAGAUGAUGAGAUUGUGAGAGAGAAAUUAACAAGUGAGUCACCUGCUAGUCAGAGUCAAGUUUUGCAGAAAGAAACAGUAGAAAUGAAUGAGACACCUUCUUCUCCAAUAGCUCCAAAGAGUAUUGAAACUCCCGUUUAUACUCCAAGUCAGACUCAGCAGAUUGAGAGAGAGCCAUCGGAUGACACGCCUGCCCUUGAUACUCAAGUUUUUACUCCUAAUCUGACAAAAGAGAGGGAAACACAAACCUCUACUGAUGAAACGCCACCCAAAACUAAUCAAGGAGAAGGAAAACCAGAUGAUGAGAUUGUGAUUGAGUCACCUGCUGCUCAGACUCAAGUUUUGCAAAAAGAAACACUGGAAAUGAAUGAGACACCUUCUUCUCCAAUAUCUCCAAAGAGUAUUGAGGCUCAAGUUUUUACUCCAAUUCAGAAACAGCAGACGGUAACAGAGGAAACGUAUGAGGCUACACAGCCAUUGACUGAGAUCAUUUCAGCAAACAAUAAAAAGGAGGAUACACAUGCUGUGCAUUACAGACCUUCCUCUCCAUUGUCUUCACUAAUUGCACUAGUUAUUGAAGAAAAUAAGAAUGCUUUGAGUGAGACAGAAACUGCGACCCAAUAUUUUUCUACAAGUGAAGGAGAGCAUUCACAAUCAAGCAGAAAGAAUCAAGCGGAAGAAUAUCUCAAGGAUACUACAGAACCUACUACUGAGCUAGUUUCCACAGAUGUUUCGAAGACACAGCCUCUUACUCCGCAAACACAGCACCUUCAGACAAGUGAGGGAGAUCAAUCCGAUGAGACACCAUCAGAGCAGAAUCAAGCAGAAGAAAAUCUCAAGGAUACUACAGAACCUACUACUGAGCUAGUUUCCACAUAUGUUUCGAAGAUGCCGCCUAUUACUCAGCAAACAGAGCAUCUUCAGACAAGUGCUAUAGAUUUUUCAGAAAAAAACGAGGUUGAAGUAAGCAGGCUUCUAGCUCACUUUCAAAUAGGCGCAGAGGUUGAAAUUUUGUCUACUGAUGACGAAAUAUGGUAUCCAGGAAAGGUUGUUGAUCUUAAACUGUGUGAAGGACUAGAGGAGCUGACAGUUGAGUACACGACACUCUUCACAGACCAACAUAGACUUCAGAAACUUCAGGAUACUAUCACGGCUGACAAAAUACGUCCUGCAACACCAACUAGUGACCAAAAAUCCUUUGAGAUGAUGGAUAAGGUAGAAGCCUUCUACAACAAUGGCUGGAGCAGCGGACAAAUUAGCAUGGUACUUGGUGAUAACACAUACUCGGUGUGUCUCUAUACUUCUAUGGAAACUAUUCUAUUCAAACAUUCAGAUUUGCGAAUUCAUAGAGAAUGGAAAGAUGGAGUCUGGAAGAUGGCAGAUAAGGUGAAGCCUGAUAAGAAAAGGAAAGCUGCUGCCUCAUCACAAAAUUCAGGAAUGGAUAAUGUUUUCCUAAGAAGGAGCGAGAGGGUGCCUAAACGAUCUAGAGACACAAAAACUCCAUUCAAGUCUGACAGAAAUCCGGCUUUAACUGUAAUACCUGAGAUUAUACCUGCAGUUGAUCCGUUUUCAACUCCUGCGGAACAUAAGCUUUCAAGGCUUCAAAAUUGGAUGACAUUAAAGCCCGGCAUGCAUGAAACGUCCCUAUCAAUCAAUGAUAAUAAGAUAAGGAAAUCUUUCUUUCAAAGCAUGGAAAAUGCAAAAAAGGACCUUAAGAAAGAGCACAUUGAUGGAGCCUUUGCAAUGCUAAAUUGCAGAAGAAAUGAGAAUGCUGCUUGGUUCCACAACUACAAGAUUCCAAAGGCGUGCUUCCUACCUAUGGAGUUCUUGCAUUGCUUGCUCUCUGAUGAUUUGGCUUACAAGAAAGAAAAGGUCAAAGGUAAAAAGAUUUUCAACGAUUUAUUUAAAGAUACUGUGAGAGGGAAGGUAUAUCCAGAGAAGACAUGGGGAGAAGAUGUUGAUGUUGUGUAUGGGAUUACUCUUGGAAAAAAAAGCAAUGUCUGGAUUGGGAUGGAAAUUCAUUUGAAGAAGAAAAGAAUCACAGUAUAUGAUUGUUUUCAAAAGGAAAGCAACAGCAUUGAUAUUCCUCAAGUGAAAAAGUUGGCAGUGUUGAUUUCUAAUCUGCUGGUGGAAUCUUCUGGUGAUGAGGUAGAUAAGGUGAAGAUGAUUCCAUUUGAGAUUGAGCAGGCACAAGGUUUACCCAAGACAAAACAUCCUUUCAACUGUGGGAUAUUUCUUGUCAAGAUUCUGGAGUGCCAGUCAUUGAAGAUAGGAGACAUGACAAAGAUUAAUGAUGACAAUGCAUUGGAGCUAAGGAGAACCUUGUCUUGUGAGAUCUUCAACCAAUUUGUGGAUGAGAGCUUUGGGAAAUGAGAAUGAUGCAUGAAAACAUUUUUUGUUUUAGUUAAGACUCGGUUUUAGUUAUGACUGUUUAUUUUGUUAUGUUGUUGGCGUCUGGUUACAUAAGAAAGAUUGGAAGGAUAUCAAGUAUUU
Brassica rapa (field mustard) is the source of this 4341-nucleotide messenger RNA. RefSeq lists its product as uncharacterized. Gene Ontology annotation, biological process: proteolysis. The record is from RefSeq and is a predicted model, not a curated record. NCBI's taxonomy places the organism in Eukaryota, Viridiplantae, Streptophyta, Magnoliopsida, Brassicales, Brassicaceae. Gene Ontology annotation, molecular function: cysteine-type peptidase activity.